CUGUGGCUUAAGUACUAAAAGUGGCACAGGCAAGCUGUAUGUUUGCAAUUGGGAGGGGACAGGCAACACUGGUGGAUAGGACAAGGAGCGGAAAACAUAGCAGCAGAUCAGUCAGGAAACGCAGGGCAAAAAGCAGGAAACGAGGAGCAGGCUGGGCAGGGGAAAGGGAUCUGAAUGUCUUGCGGGGAGGCAACAGGGCUGAUUUGUGGCAAACCUCCUAAAAAGUUUGGCCCCCACUGCACUAAGUUAUCCUUUCCAUGCACUCCUUUAUUUCAAAGACUCUCCACUGGAGCAAAGUAUCCACUGUUACACAUGAAAGCAACUCUUUGAAGGCCACUGUAGAAAUACCUGGUCACUCUAAUUUCAUGCCAGACUUGGUUAAUGAGCUCUUUAUUACACUUAACAAAUUCAGGAUAAAUGGGCUUGGUUGCCUCCAUUACCUUAAAACCAGCUAAAAUACAGAGAUCCUCCUGUAAGCCUCUGUGAGGUCACUGCUACAUCUCCUAGAUCAAGCAGAAUUGCUGACCAGCCCCAGGCCUCUGUGAGGUCACUGCAUUGUGCUCUGUGGGACUGGCUGAUUGCCACAGCCUACAAUAUGAGUACUUCAUAGAGAUGAGCUCACUCUUCCCCCCGUUUCUACUUCAUGAAAGAUGUAUCUUUCUUUUCCCAGUAUCACCAAGAACCUGUAAAGAUUGACCCUGCACAUUGCCUCCAUGGUGGAUCCAGCCUGCAGACUGUCCUCAUCUACAGGAUCCAGCCUGCAGACCAGCCCUGAACCACUCACCUGGCCCCCUGGACUAGAAGAUAAAGCAACAUGCUGCUUCAAUUCUUUUAACAUCUUCCCCUUACGUCUUGGGCCUAAUAUUUUUGUGGAAUGAAGGGCGUGUUUUUCAUCUGCAUUCUGAGUUUGUGAUUUCAGUGAAAUACAAUGAACUGAACUGAACCCAAGAAUUUUGAAAGCAGUGUGCAGUCUCCUUCCUGGAAAUGUUGUCCUUCUUGGGUUCAGAGACAGAUGAGGAAAGACUGAUCAAAGCCAGCCAGACUCUGUAUGAUUAUGUGUAUUUAUAUGUCUCUUCAACCAACACAAUAUUCAGAAUCCUCAAUCAGCACCUUGGUACCCACUUCCCCAUCAUUUCAGUGACAGAAAGCCUUAGCCUUAAAGAGAACCUUCAGCUCUUGGUCAGCUCUCUGAAAGAGAUGCAAACUGUUGUAGAAACAGAAGCCAAAGAUGUUAAGCAUCACAUCGGCCAACAGUUGUAUGCUAAAAUUGCUGGCCCCAUCACCUCUCUGCAGGAGAAGAUUGCAGUUGUAAAGGACCUGUAUGAAAAUUAUAAGGGAGUUUUAGGAGGUAUAUGUGGUCCAUUCAUUGCAGUGCUGCUGAAACAUGGCAAUCUCUCAGACUCAAUAGAGUCUGCCAUUCAUCAGUUGGUGACUUCCCCUGCCUUAUCCCUCCAAGUUGCUGACCUUAUAAAUCACAAUGACCUCACGAAAAUACUACCAACUACUGACAAUAGCAGCAUCCCUUCAAGGAGUACCGCUCAGCAGACUGGACCACUCAAUCCGUCAACCAGUUUCUCACUGCCUGGCUUCAAACAAGCUAUUCUUCAGGGACAAACUACUAAGAACAGCCUGAAAAUAGCAGCAGACUAUCUGGAAGAAGCUGUCAGGGUACUAAAACCAUCUUGUGAAUUAUUCCAAUGCAUUGUUAAACUGGUCGAGGUCUGUAUCUCACUGGUGCCCGAGAAGGUGCAGUGA
Molecule: messenger RNA, 1755 nt
Organism: Alligator sinensis (Chinese alligator)
Lineage: Eukaryota; Metazoa; Chordata; Crocodylia; Alligatoridae
Exons: 4
Coding region: 985-1755 (256 amino acids)
Source: RefSeq, a predicted model, not a curated record